AUGGUUGAUUCAGAGAAAGUGAUAGUGGCGGGAGAUUUCAACGCCAUUCUCAAUAACAAAGAAAAAACUGGAGGUUUAAGAAUGAAUGCCCGUGUGAUGGAAGAUUUCCGAGAUUUUGUGACAGAUAAUAACCUUUUCGAUGUUAUCCCUAAAUCAGGAAAUUUUACAUGGACUAAUAGGAGGGCGAAUUUCAGCAGAAUUUCAGAGAGAUUGGACAAAAUAUUCACUGGAACAUGUUGGAUUAGAGGACAGUUUGACUUGGAGACAACAAUUAUGCCCUUAACACUCUCGGAUCACUUCCCGGUUCAGUUGAACUAUUUCACAUUAAUGGCAAAGGACAAAUCCAGAGAAUUAUGGAUCGAAGCUGGAGAUUCAAAUUCAAAAUUCUUUCAUGCUUCAUUAAAAGCAAAGAGGAACAAAAACAAAAUUAAUCAUUUGACGGAUGAUUCAAGUAGAUUGGUUGGUAAAGCAGAGGAGUUAGAAUGCAUAGCAGUAAAAUAUUUUGAGAAAUUUUUGGGAUCUGCGGUGGGGGAGAGUGAUGAAUCUAUUGGAUAUCUACUGGAUAUUAUUGACAAGAAGAUUUCAGAGGAGGAUAAUGCUAUACUAAUGUCUCCAAUUACAAAAGAUGAAGUUAAAAAGGCUACAUUUGCAUUACAUCCGCAUAAGGCUCCUAUACCAGAUGGGGCUGAAGAUUGUUUUGGACAAGCUAGUGUCUCUAGAGCAAAAUGGAUUUACCCUGGUAGAGAAAUUGCUGAUAGUAUAAUCACAGUUGCUGAAACCAUGCAUUCAAUGAAAAGGAGCAAAAUGCAAGGGAUGGUGGUCAAAUUAGAUGUUAGUAAGGCAUAUGAUCAGGUGAUUUGGUACUUCCUCUUUUCUAUUCUUGAAAGAUUUGGUUUUGAUUCUAGUUGGAUAAAUUGUAUAAAGCAUUGUGUUACUUCUGUUUCAUAUUCUAUUAUUGUAAAUGGAUCUAUAGAUGGUUUUUUUCAUGCCACGAAUGGUCUUAGACAAGGUGACCCCUUGUCUCCAUUUUUGUUUGUAUUAAUGGCCGAAAUUCUGGGAAGAAAUAUUAAAAAACUUGUAGAAACAAGAUUGUGGAAAGGUGUACACAUCCAUGACAGUAUUGAUCCAAUUUCCCAUUCUCAAUUUGUCGACAACACAAUUCUUUUUGGGGAAGCCACUGAGAAGGAAGCUAAGGUAAUGAAGAUGUUAUUGAAUGAUUAUGAAAAAGGGUCGGGAUAG
This is a messenger RNA of Cryptomeria japonica (Japanese cedar), 1239 nucleotides long. RefSeq lists its product as uncharacterized. NCBI's taxonomy places the organism in Eukaryota, Viridiplantae, Streptophyta, Pinopsida, Cupressales, Cupressaceae. The transcript has 3 exons. The record is from RefSeq and is a predicted model, not a curated record. Bases 1 to 1239 code for a protein of 412 amino acids.